AUGAGGAGCCUCACGUUCCUUAGGAUGAUUUUACUUUUGGUGUUUGUUGGGUGGCUCAUGGUUUGGAUCUUGUUGCGCACAAAGGUUUACAAGAACCAUUUGAGGUUCAUGGACACUUUCCUACAAACAGGUUUUAAGGAGACGUGGACAUACCAUAAAUGCAAAUCUUCAAAAGAAGAGGGCAAAACUAACAACAAUGAACAAAAA
Messenger RNA from Sphenostylis stenocarpa, 207 nucleotides. NCBI's taxonomy places the organism in Eukaryota, Viridiplantae, Streptophyta, Magnoliopsida, Fabales, Fabaceae. The record is from the annotation of a GenBank genome assembly.